Molecule: messenger RNA, 2360 nt
Organism: Cannabis sativa
Lineage: Eukaryota; Viridiplantae; Streptophyta; Magnoliopsida; Rosales; Cannabaceae
Product: origin of replication complex subunit 3
Exons: 17
Coding region: 81-2195 (704 amino acids)
Biological process (GO): DNA replication initiation; DNA replication
Cellular component (GO): DNA replication preinitiation complex; nuclear pre-replicative complex; nuclear origin of replication recognition complex
Molecular function (GO): DNA replication origin binding
Source: RefSeq, a predicted model, not a curated record
AAAAACAAAAAUACCGCAAAAAUGGAACCCUACCCUACUCCUGAGUGAGAGAGAGAGAGAGAGAGUCAGUUGCAGAAGCCAUGACUGCAUCUUCAGCUUCACCGCCUCCAUCGGCAGCCACAGAUACCUCUGCAAAUGACAACAUUCAGCCUUUUUAUCUUCUUCACAAAGCAUCAUCAUCGAAAAAUUCCAGUCGAAAAUCGGCGGCAGCCAGGAGGAUCGAUCUCUCUCCGUCAAAACCCUCCAACAACUCCCAAUUUGACUCCCACAAAGCUUUUCAUUCUGUUUGGUCCAAAAUCGAUUCUUCUAUCAAGGGUGUUUUGAGGGAUGUGAAUAAUAAUGUAUUCAACGAAAUACAUACUUGGGUUCGACAAUCUUUCCUUGAGAUUACGUCAUCUGGUUUGCCUAGCUUUGCGGAAGCAACUCGGUCUCUUCCGAUUCUAAACCAUGCUACUUCUAAGCAACUCUUUACUGGGCUUGUUCUUAUUAAGAAUAUGGAGUUUGUGGAUGAUUUAUUGACAUUUGAAGAACUUGGUGUGUGCUUGAAAUCUCACGGGUGCCACGUAGCUAAUUUGUCCUCACGGGACUUCUCUACCAAGAAUGGGGUUGGUGGUUGUCUGAGAAGUCUGUUGAGACAGUUUCUAAUGGUUGCUUUGGAUGCAGCUGACAUCUCCAUCCUAGCAUCAUGGUAUAGAGAACACGGUAACCAUGAUUAUCCGGUGGUUAUAAUUAUAGAUGAUAUGGAACGGUGUUCUCGAUCCGUUUUGUCAGAUUUCAUCCUUAUGUUGAGCGAAUGGGUUGUUAAGAUCCCAAUUAUUUUAAUUAUGGGAAUCACAACACUAGAUGCUCCAAGAAUCGUACUUCCUUCACAUGUGCUCCAGCAGUUAUGCCCAAGUAAGUUCAUUUUGGCAUCACCUGCUGAGAGAAUGAACGCAGUUGUUGAGGCUACUCUUGUUAGGUGGUGUUCUGGUUUCAGUAUUGGUCACAAGGUUGCAGUUUUCUUGAGAAACUAUUUCUUAAAUCAUGAUGGAACGUUGACAUCUUUCAUUAGAGCACUGAAGAUAGCAUGUGUCCAGCAUUUCUCCAUGGAGCCUUUGAGCUCCAAUCUUGGUUUACUUGCCGAAGAAGACAGCAACGAUGAGGGUGAGGGACCUGAUUUUUCGUCAGGAAUGGUUGCACAAAUUGAAAGCAAUUUGGCUUGCGGUUUGACAGAGUUGAAGCGUUCACAGAAGUGUUGGGGCACUGUGGUUAUGUGCCUUUAUGAAGCUGGAAAGUACAACAAAGUCCAUCUCCUAGACUUAUUAUGUGAGGCACUUGAUCCAAAUAUUUACAAUGCCGUCGCCUCUGGUACUCACACUAGGUCAGGGAAAGGUUUUGACAUAACCUCUUCAAGCAAUCAAUCUGUGGCUCAACAAUAUUGGCGAAAGGGUGGUCCUAUUUCUCAGGUGAUUCAAAAAGUGAGGGAUCUUCCAGCGGCAUCACUAUCUCAGUUGCUUAAGAGUUGGGAAAAUCUCACUAUGGAUAUUCUUGAGAUCCAUGACAAAGUGAAGGAGCUGCACCCCAUGAUUAAAAUGGAAGACGGAAUGAGUUUGAAACAGGAUUUUACAGGCCUUUCCAAGAGACACACAUCUCGGACUGCUGCCUAUAUUAAGGAGUCGAAGACGGGAAAUGAAAAAGCUGCUAACCUAAUAACUAGCAUGAUUAGCAAGUUUAUGAAACCCAUCGAGUGCAUUCCUUUUCAUGAAGUUGUUUGCUUUAAAGAUGUUGAAAAACUUCAAUUGGCUUUGAAUGGAGACCCAAGAAGAAGGAUUCAAGUUGAUCUAUUAGAAUUCCACAAAUUUCUGCAGUGUAAGUGCUGCAACAGGACUGGCAAUGUUCCAAUACCAUCCAUGCCUGAUACCUCAAUCAUGUACACACUAGCUCAGGAACAUGGCGAUCUUAUCAGUCUUCAUGAUUGGUACCAAUGUUUCAAAUCAGUCGUGACUAACCCUAGUAUCAAAGUGAAACACAAAGGGAAGCAGCAGUCACCACUUCGAAAGAAAAGAAAAGAAACAAAUGAAAACGAAAACAAGAGUGAAUCGUCAAUACAAGCACGAUUUUGCAAAGCAGUAACAGAAAUGCAGAUCACAGGGCUGAUUCGUAUGCCCACCAAAAGACGCCCCGACUGUGUACAAAGAGUGGCCUUUGGGCUAUAAACAAAUCGAGCAAGUUUGAAUUUUUCUCUUUAUUUACUUGUUAUAUUUCUUAUUGAGGAAUUAUGUAAAUUGUAUUCUUGAUUCCACCCUAACUCGUAUAUUUAUUUAUAAGUAUCACAAUUAAUGGAGCCCAUUACUUUUAUAUAGUAUAGUUUUUCAGUUAUC